Messenger RNA from Ostrea edulis (European flat oyster), 5967 nucleotides. RefSeq lists its product as uncharacterized. The transcript has 11 exons. The coding region runs from base 407 to 2884 and encodes 825 amino acids. The record is from RefSeq and is a predicted model, not a curated record. Lineage: Eukaryota; Metazoa; Mollusca; Bivalvia; Ostreida; Ostreidae.
CAUGCCUUUGAGAUCAUGAAAUCCAAAACACCUAUAAUUAGUAUAGACAAUCUUCUGGAAAUAAUUGAUCAAACGGAGUCCAAAAUGUGGGAUGUUGAAAUUCAUGAUAUGUUGCGCUAUUUUCAUAAAAAUGGAAGCAUCCUUUUCUUCAAUAUGGAAAAAUUGCGAGAAAUUAUCAUUUUAGAUAUCCAGUGGUUUGUUGACUGUUUUAAGGAUAUAAUCACUGAUAAAGAACAUGCCAAAGAAGGAAAUGGCAUUGUAAACAAAGACGUCCAGGAAAAAUGGGACCUUUUUUUUGAAAAAGGUGUUAGUUUCGAGCCUUUAUGAAAAUAUUUUAAAUGACAAAACUGCCAAUUUGUCGCAGGAACAUCGAGAAAUAUUAGGAAGAUAUUUACAGAAAUUAGGAAUGAUGCUCUACAUUGAGAGAUUUGAAAUUUCAGACGACAAGGCGACCAAUGUUUGGUACGUUCCUUGUGUAAACAUCAAAGAAUUUACACCAAUCUUGGGGGAAUAUGACAGCACCGAGGCAUCACCCAUCUUAUGUUUCCGAUUUGAAGGUCAUUUGCCAAUGGAUUUAUUUGGAAGAAUGAUUGUUCUUUGCAUCAGUUCUGGAAAAUGGCAGCCUUUUGGAAGACGUCUCUACAAGGAAGGUGCGCACAUGCUUUAUUGGGAAACAGUUGAACGCAAAGGCGAACCAAUGGAGGUUUACCUGUUUACAGCAAGAAAAAUUAUAACCAUUCAAAUUGUACAUCGAUCGAAUAGAAAACUACACGGAGAAGGAGUCAAAGCAGAAAUACAAAAUAUCCUUCAGGAACUUUUAGCCAAUUUUUAUGCAUGUUCAAGGAAUUGCAAAAUUGGAUUCCUGUGCAGUAAAAAGGAAGGUUACAAAGAAUCGUCCGUAAAACAUUUCAUACCAACGACCUCUGAAGUGAGAUAUUGCCAUAUCUGUCAAAAUCUCAAUGAUGUCAGACGUGAGGUCAAGCAAGCAUACGAUUUCUGGAAAGUUUUACCCAAGGAAGACGAUAUUUCAAAUGAAAUAAAAUCUGUGGAAGAGGAAAGGCAAUGGAUUGUCGCUUGUUAUCAGUCCUUCCUGAAUGUUCGGAAACAAAUACUCAUUGAUUUUAAUGCAGAUAUAGACAAGGGGUAUGGUGCAUUCUACAUUUCUCUGCUGGAGAAAAGUGACUCAAUUACCACUACAACGGGAGAUUCGCAUUUAGUUAAAGACAUUGAUGAAGAGGCCAAAAUGGAACAUCUUCAUGGUUUUGUUGACAUUGGUCUGAAGUUAAAACAUCUAAGCAAAACUCCAUAUAAAAGUAAAAGGGAUAGGGAACAAAUCAUUGCAGAUAUCAAAGGAAUUGCUUACACUUUGAAAAAAAUAUCGUUGGCAUUUGAUGACAAGAAGUUCAGACGAAAUUUCUUUUUCUCAUGGACUAACAAUGCAGAAGAUAUUCAGCUUGAAGAUAUCCACAAGAUACCUGAGAUAUCGUUAAAUGUUCCCAUCAUAAAGUUCGGCGAUGACGUGAAACUGGAGGCGAGUGUUGAUAUUGGUGUAUCUCAUUUCAUCUGGCUAAAGAAAAAACAUCGAAAAAACACAUUCAAAAUUUUAGGACAAAAAGGAAAACAUGGAUUUGGUGAGAUGAGAAAAAUUUCAUAUGACAUGACAAAGUUCUCAAAGGAUGAUGAGGGUCAAUAUCAACUUGUAGUCGCAACCAAGCAGACAGUUGGAAGAAAGACAUUUCAGCUACACGCAGAGGCUUCAAAUUUGAUACUGAACAUGCCACCUGAGGAAAUGUUAUGCAGAGGAGUCACCGUGAGAAUUCAAUGUACUGGAAUACCGGUAACAUCUCAAGAUGUGAUGUGGUUUAAAGAUGGAGUUCCGAUCCCAACAAAUUCGUCCGAGAAGUCAGUUUUGUGUUUGGAAGAUCUUGAGCCGAGCGAUGGUGGAAAAUACAGAUGUGAAAUUACACAAUCAUCUGGAGCCAAAAUCUCAUCAAAUGAAGUGGAAAUUGCAAUUAAAGAUAAGCAAGCCAUUGAGCUGUUACUGUUGAGGGAUUUCUUUUUUGAGGGAGCAAAAUCGGAAAUAAUAUGUGAAUCAACUCUCUCAGAAGCAACGAAGGUUUGUUGGUAUAAAGAUGAUACAGAAAUACUAAUCAAAGAGAAGUACUCCGACGGAACAUGUAAAAAUCCUUCUUUGACAAUUUCCGACCUUCAAAAAAGUGACAGCGGUAUCUACAAGUGUAAGAUUAUCAACACUUUUGGAUUUGCAGAGGAUUCAAUUUACCUAGAUGUAAAAGAACAAGAAGCUUCAUCUGUCGGUGAUAUUAUCAACCUUGUUACAAACGGCAAAAUGUUCACCUUUAGUGCUUCUGCAAUAGCAAGUAACCUACCACAUAUCAUCGGUGGAAUUACGACGUUCAUGAGUUCUCAACGAGUAUGUGUUUUGUCGAUCAUAAAUAAUAGCCGGCGAAAACUGUCAAAUCCCAAACUUCAUGUCGAAGAUGGCAGAAAAACCCAUUCAGUUGAAAGUAUUGACAAUGGCAAAGUGGGACUUUUCAUAUUUACCACGGAGGAAACACCAUGGCAUAUCAGAACAGACGGUGUCUUAACUUUCGAUGUUGAGGGAACAAAUGAACAAAUAGCAAUUCUGUGGAGUGUCCCUUUCUCGUCUUGGAACAAAAAUCAAUUCGCCAUCAAGAUACGGCCUCAAGAUAGCAGUCCUCCUGCAAGUAGCAAUUUAUAUAAAGAUAUGCUUCAGAACGCAUCUUAUACUGGUACCGAAAUCGUGGAGGAAACAGAUGGUUACAAGAUUAUCGCGAGUAUGAGCAAGGGUGGCAAGGCACAUCUCUGUCUCAUCCUCGAAAUAACUGAUCAAUCCAUGACGUGAUGGAAAUGCAAUCCAUAUGAUCUACUCGAACAUUGAUAGACAAUGUUUAUUUUUAGGAUAUAUUUUUACUUCAACAUAAGAUAUAGUUCAAUGUAAGCGACUUCAAUGUAAGUUGAGUAGCCUGCACAUGGACACAAUGUUCAGAACUGUCAUCGUUGUCAUUAUCAUCGACAUUAUCAUUAUUCGAUAUUAGAAAGAAUUUCAACAAAGUCGUUUUUGCAAUAUUAGGAUUUAUUGCCGGGGGACACUUUUACAUAUACGAACAAUGUAACACAUAGAAAACCUAUUAUAGUGAAUACAAAUAGUGUGUGACCUUGUUAUGAAUAUAAAAAUGUUCUAAUAUGAAAUUUUUGAUAAUAUCCCCGUUUUGAAAUUGAGCAAAGGGUUUAAACAUAUUGCACCUACAAUGUGUAAUAUACCGGAUAUGAAAAUGCCGAACUAAUAUUCUGAUAUAUUAAAACCCCUUGGUUCUUCUUCUGUUAAAUAUAAACUUCUUUAUGGCCACCGCCAUGUUUUUAAUAAUGAAAAACUGAAUUGGCAUUCCUAUACACUACUAAUGCAUGACAGAUUAUAUUCCUACGGUUGUCAAGAAUUUCAAAAAUAUGUUCAUAUAUUCUGUGAGUAUUAAACAUAAUAUGUGAAAUUCUUUUGUCAGUAUUAUGUGGGACGAUCCCCACUCCCCCCAAAUAUUGUGCUAAGAUGUUUCCUAUGUUGUUUUGUUAUGAGUCAGAAUUAUCAUUAAUAGUACCAAAAUUACCACUAUGUACAACUAGUGAAAGAAAAAUAUCACAAUAACAAAAUAUUUACGAUAGGUAUAUAAUGAUAGUGUUCCGUUACGGGUUUGAAUGCCUGGCUCAACUCUCUCUCUCUCUCUCUCUCUAUCUCUCUCUCUCUCUCUCUCUCUCUCUCUCACACACACACACACACACACACACACACACACACAACUGUCACAAAUCAGCAGUCAAAAGUAAUUCCUGCAGUCUCCCAGACAUAUGUCAAACUGAUUUUAAUCACCAGCUCUUAAAGUGCCUACCAAAGCUUAAUUUCAUGGAAUUUACAGUGUAUUUAUACUAAAAAUGAAAUAUCCGGUACAUUCAUGAAAGACAUCUUUACUCUUUAUAGUAAAUUCGAACCCAAGCGAUACAAUUGCUUAUGGGUUCCAUAUACAAUGUAUAUAUACAAGGUACAAGUGAAAAGAGCGGUGUAAGUUUAGUCGAAUGAAAUGAAUUAUGGAGGAAUACUGUAUGUUUUAAAUCAGACAGUUUGUGCACGAAAAGAGAUAUUCCUGUGCUCAAGUUAUUCAAGACGUGAAUAAAAAUCUUAAAAUAGGUAUGCGAGGGUUGUCACAAAAUUCCGUGGACAAACGGCGAUUCUCAUUUAUCUAACGUCACCGAAAAAUUAAACUUUUAAAACAGGAAGAGCAAACAAUUUUCAAUAAAAAGAUGUAAAAGGUUUUAAUAUCAAUUGACUUAAAUAGAAUUUUUCAAAGGUUUUUCAUCAUAGAGAAGCAUACAAUGGCGCAAUGUUAAAAUAGGUAAUUAAACCAAUUGAAACGGAAUUACAAUAAUGGAAAAUGCAUUGUUCAAUUCAUCACUGAGAGUAUAUUUUAUAGAUGAGUUUUGUUUGGAUACUCAUUUAUAUACCCCGAAACUUUUAUCAUUAUGACGUUAUAUUUAAAUGAAUUAUGAUAUAUUGUUCGACAAUUAGGAGGUGCAAAUGUUCAGCGAAAUGGCAAUGUGAGCGUCAAACGCGGCGCACCGAGAAGUCAUAAAAUUUUGUACAGAACUACGUUUGACUCAAAAGGAGAUUCACAAGGAAUUAGAAUUGACAGAGUUGCACAUAAAUGUUUCUCGUUGCCUGGUGUUUAAAUCAUAUAAAUUAUUUUCUGAAGAAUAUGAGGACAGUACGACAGGAAAAAGAGGCCGGCCGAAGGAAAUCAAUGAAAAAACAGUAAAAUUACUGGAUGACACUAUCAGGAAAGACAGACGUCGGAUCGUACGAGAGAUUGAAGAAACUUUGGAAAUUAGCAAAUCGUCUGUUCACCGCAUUCUGUCGGAUGAUUUGGAAUGCAUUGGGUAUGUGCAUGUUGGAUACCUCGACUUUUAAAACAUGAAGAAAAACAAAGAAGGAUUUCAUACGAACACCACGAGAAAAAUUUUGACGACGCAUGUUGCACCGCUGAGCACAACCAUAUUGUAAAAUAAUUUAUUUUCUCCAAAACGCUAAUUGAAGUACAAAGUUCACAUGUAGCAGUUUCUAUGAAAUUAGAUAGAUACAUUUUUUUUUAAAAGUUAUAAGCCCAGUCCACGAUAUUUUGGGAUUACCCUCGUAUGUCAUCUUUACAGCAAAACAAGUGCUACGUCAUCAUCUUUAUACUGAUGCGUCAAACCUUGAACGUCUAUAACAAUUUAGGUCACAGAUGUUAAUACAUGAUUGAUUGUAUAUUGUUUAACGCCCCUCUUGUGAAUCUUUCACUCAUAUGGAGACGUCACCAUUGCUGUUGAAGGGCUGCAAAAUUUGGGCCUAUGCUUGGCGAUUAGGACCAUUGAGCAGGGAGGGAUCUUUAUCGUGCCACACCUGCUGUGACACGGGGCCUCAGUUUUUGCGAUCUAAAAUGAAGGAAGGCCCUAUUUAGUCGUCUCUUACGACAAGCAAGGGGUACUGAGAACCUAUUCUAACACGGAUCCACAUGGGACAAGUGUUACUAAAACAUAUAAGACAAUAGUGUGAUGAUUUUCCCUAUGUUGUGUGAACUUUUUUCCUAUAAUUUGUGACGAUUUUUCCUAUAUGUAGGAAAACAAUUCCUAUAUUGUGUGAGAAUAUUUUCUGUGAUGUGUGGCAAUUUUUCCUGUAAUGUGUGGAAAUGUUUCCUAUAUUGUAUGAUUAUUUUUUGUAUAUUAUGUGACCAUUUUUUCAAUAUUGUGAGAAAUGUUUUCCUAUAUUGUGAGACGAUAAUUCGUAUAUUGUGAAAAAAUUUCCUACAUCAUGUGAUUUUUCCUAUAUUGUGUGAAAACAAUUCCUAUGUUGUGUGAAAACAUUUCCUAUAAUUUGUGAAAAUGUUUCUUAUAUUGAAUGACGAU